AUGAACUUCGCCAACGACAUGGCUCCUGAGCCAACAACAUUCAGCCUCCACCGACGAGCAAGAUCAAAAGAUGAGUUGGUCAUAUCGAUCGCACCUGACGCCGUUUGCGGAUACAUCUCGGAGCGACCUGGUGCUCAAAGAGCUUGCCCGGCAGAUGACCACUGCUACUUUAUGAAGUUGCCGUUGACUGGACAGAUUGCAUGUUGCGACAACUUGACUUGUCAUUACAAUGCUAAUUGCAUAAACUCGAAAGAGUACUUUCAGUCGAGUAAAUGUAGCGACGGCUGUGAAGUAGAUACCUUCACUCUGAAAUGCACCAAUUCUAGCGCUCCCUACUGCAAUACAGUGGCAUGGGAAGGAAAUAUCACCGACUAUUGGUGCAACGACAUUGACAUCACGACCGUACAAAGCGCUGCUCUUACCUACAAAGGCCAAGUAGAUCUUCCGGAGUUUUCUACACUAAAUCAGGAAGAUUUGAGUUCUCUGGAAUCACAAAUGAGCAAAGCAAAGACAGCAGGCACCGCUUAUGGAGUCCCAGAGCAAACAUCAGAGCAAACAUCGGGGUCGACUGCCAUUGAGACCAGCGCUGAUGAUGGUGGUAGUUCAGAGACACCAGUGGCCGCAAUAGUAGGGGGCACAGUCAGUGGUGUCGCUGUGCUUGCUGCAACAGGGUUGGGACUAUUCUUCUUCCUCCGUCGCAGCAAGAAGAAGAAGCAGAGCAAAGCUGCAAGUGCGCCGGGGUACCAGCAAUCACCUGAGAACAAGUCUCCUUGGUCUCCUGGACAGCAAUCAGGUGCGCCUUAUUAUUAUGACCCAACCAACCCCCAGAGCAAUAUCAGCCCCGACUCGCAGUACGUGUAUCCUCAAGCUGCUGGGUUUUCGCCUCAGCAGAAUGUUGUUCAUGAAGCUGGUGGUGAGGCUGUGGAUCCGAGCAGCCAACCCCAGGAGCUUCCGGCAAAGAAAGAGCCUGCGGAACUUGCAUAA
This is a messenger RNA of Fusarium poae, 984 nucleotides long. RefSeq lists its product as uncharacterized. Lineage: Eukaryota; Fungi; Ascomycota; Sordariomycetes; Hypocreales; Nectriaceae. Bases 1 to 984 code for a protein of 327 amino acids. The record is from RefSeq and is a predicted model, not a curated record. The transcript is spliced from 2 exons.